GCCGGCGUGGGAGGAGGACGGGAACGGGGGCGGGAAGUGCCCGGAAGGAGCGAGACAGGGAGGGACAGGGCUGAGGAGAGGAAGGCGAUGCGACGGACAGGCGCACCCACUCAGGCUGACUCUCGGGGUCGAGGUCGGGCCAGGGGCGGCUGCCCUGGGGGCGAGGCGACGCCGUCUCUUCCUCCACCUCGCGGCGGAACCCGAGGACAGGAGCCUCAGAUGAAAGAAACUAUCAUGAACCAGGAGAAACUCGCCAAACUGCAGGCACAAGUGCGCAUUGGUGGGAAAGGAACUGCUCGCAGAAAGAAGAAGGUGGUUCAUAGAACAGCCACAGCAGACGACAAAAAACUUCAGUUCUCUUUAAAGAAGUUAGGGGUAAACAAUAUCUCUGGUAUUGAAGAGGUGAAUAUGUUCACAAACCAAGGAACAGUGAUCCACUUUAACAACCCUAAAGUUCAGGCAUCUCUGGCAGCAAACACUUUCACCAUUACAGGCCAUGCUGAGACAAAGCAGCUGACAGAAAUGCUACCCAGCAUCUUAAACCAGCUUGGCGCAGACAGUCUGACCAGUUUAAGGAGACUGGCUGAAGCUCUGCCCAAACAAUCUGUGGAUGGAAAAGCACCACUUGCUACUGGAGAGGAUGAUGAUGAUGAAGUUCCAGAUCUUGUGGAGAAUUUUGAUGAGGCUUCCAAGAAUGAAGCAAACUGAAUUGAGUCAGCUUCUGAAGAAGAUAAAUCUUGAAGUUACUGGGAGCUGCUAUUUUAUAUUAUGACUGCUUUUUAAAAUUUUGUUUAUGGAUCUGAUAAAAUCUAGAUCUCUAAUAUUUUUAAGCCCAAGCCCCUGGACACUGCAGCUCUUUUCAGUUUUUGCUUAUAUACAAUUCAUUCUUUGCAGCUAAUUAAGCUGAGGAAGCCUGGGAAUAAAGUUUGAAACAAAGAUUAAUAAAGUUCUUUGCUUAGUA
Messenger RNA from Balaenoptera acutorostrata (minke whale), 961 nucleotides. It is a transcript of the gene BTF3, whose product is annotated as basic transcription factor 3. The record is from RefSeq and is a predicted model, not a curated record. The transcript is spliced from 6 exons. Gene Ontology annotation, cellular component: cytosol; nascent polypeptide-associated complex. NCBI's taxonomy places the organism in Eukaryota, Metazoa, Chordata, Mammalia, Artiodactyla, Balaenopteridae. The coding region runs from base 88 to 708 and encodes 206 amino acids.